Messenger RNA from Rubroshorea leprosula, 1335 nucleotides. The record is from the annotation of a GenBank genome assembly. Lineage: Eukaryota; Viridiplantae; Streptophyta; Magnoliopsida; Malvales; Dipterocarpaceae.
UCUUCCCGAUCGUUCCUCCCGAAAAGCCCCCAAGCCACCGACUUUCUCCCCUUGAAAAACCCGGUGAAGGCCUCUUGAAAUUUCCCUCCUUUCUUGCUCAAGAACCAAGUCUCAAGCCUAGAACUCUCUCCCUCAACCCAGAAAUUCCAGAUCUGCUCUACGUCUUCCUCCCUCUGCCUUCCGCGAGCUGCUCUUGCCGGUGAGAGUGCUUCGGUUUUUGGUAAGGGAACAACCAUAAAAUCAUCUCUUAAGCUUUGAUCUAUGUUGGGUUUACUCUAAUUCCUCUUAGUCCUCCCAAUUUUGGUAGCCCGUGAGCUUUUCCUGCCUUCCCGUCGGUCUCCCCAAGCCACAGCUCCGGUUUUUUGUUGAAAUUUUCUGGUAUGUGGCAACUCUUUUAAGUCCAAUUUCAUUUAAUUAGUGGUUGCCUUGUUGAAUUUGGUCCUUGUGUGACUGCCUGUGUUGUCCGAAUGCUGGCAAGGGAAGAAUGGAAGAUUUCGGCAGCUUAAUUGUGCUUUCUUGUUAAUUCAUGUGGAAAUUGCUUGUUGUGGUUGCUGUGAUGUUAAUUGUGGGAAAAUUCUAUGAAAUUCCCGUGAAUUGGCAAUUUUUGCCUAAGCCGGUUCCUCCAUUUUGUCUAUGAGAUUUGGAAAUGUAAAUAUAAAUGCACAAUAUGAUUUUUAGAGCUCAAAUUUCGAAUAGGAAGUAAAAUAAAAUGAAGUAAAUAAAUAAAAUAAAUAUUGCAUUAUGGAGGUUAAUUGCCGGCAAUAUUGAAAAGAAUCAAAUAGGUAGUUCUCAUAUGGUUAUUAAUUCUGGAAUAUUGUGAUUAGGUACUUAAUUAUUCUGCACUGUAGCGCUUGGGAUUAGUGGUCUGUUUGGUGCGAUUUGAGGUAAGUAAAUGAUGGUAAAGCCCUUCGAUUUUAAAGCAUGUUUUGAUUUGUUUUUGAAAUGGUGGCGGGACUAAACUCGUUUUAUACAAAAUAUGUAUGAUUGAUUUGAACUGAAAAUUUUUAUGAUUUUUAUGGAUUUGAGCAUGCCUACUUGAAGUUCAUGUGAUUGUCCAGAUGAUUUGAAAGUUAUUUGUAAAGAAUGAUUUUCUGUUAACUUCAGCCUGUUUUGUCUCCGAUAUGGUCAUGUUAUUUCUGUAAUCCUGCUAGUGGGGGUUAAACGCUAGCACAUGUCGACAUGUAUUUCUGUAGAGCCGGUUCCUCCUGCCAGUGGGAGUUGUUAAACACUGGUAUUUCUGUAAUCCUGCUAGUGGGGGUUAAACACUAGUAAUUUCUGUAAUCCUGCUAGUGGGGGUUAAACACUAGUAAUUUCUGUAACCUGCCAGUGGGAGGU